Molecule: messenger RNA, 2687 nt
Organism: Lytechinus variegatus (green sea urchin)
Lineage: Eukaryota; Metazoa; Echinodermata; Echinoidea; Temnopleuroida; Toxopneustidae
Product: lengsin-like
Exons: 2
Coding region: 184-1521 (445 amino acids)
Cellular component (GO): cytoplasm; membrane
Molecular function (GO): glutamine synthetase activity
Source: RefSeq, a predicted model, not a curated record
UUCAUAACAAAGGCCGUGUUCAUGAUCUCUCCACGUUCAGUGAACACAUUAGUUUAGUACAAAUGCAAUUAGCGUGUGAUAUACCGCAGAACUAUACAACGUUGAGGAAGCUAGUAUAUAUAAUAGUAAGAAGGAUAUUUUGUGGACAGUAUGUUAUGAUCUCAUUUUAAGGCAAGGGGAGCAAUGGAUGUCGAUGAGAUCGUCUCUAGUUUCGAAUACAAUGAUAUUUCAUUUGUAAGGUUUGAGCAAACGGACCUGUAUGGCGUCGCUAGGUCCAAGACGAUUCCUGCCCAACACUUCAAGAAUAAAGCUGUGAAUGGACUCAACUUCUACCUUGGUCACCUCGGCUAUGAUCCUAAAGCUGGAUUUGUAGAGGACAGUGCCUAUACUGCAGCGGCAGGGCAAUGUGAUGCCGUCUGUUUCCCAGACCUUGAAACUUACCAAAAACUGCCAUGGAGCAAGAGAACUGCUCGGAUUCUGAUCGAGCCAACGUACAAGGGAAAGUUGGUUGAAGCCCAUCCGAGGGUGGUGGCAAGGAGGCAACUGGAGAAGCUGAAGGAGAUGGGAUAUUCGCUUCUCUCAGCUCACGAGCACGAGUUCUAUCUGGUGGAGAAGGAAUCUCAGAAACCCAUCGAUGAUGUUGUCAACAUCCGGUCUACGAUUCGGCUGGCUGCUUGUGAAGAUAUAGUAUACACCUUUUUGGAUGGAUUGAUGGGUGCUGGUGUUGAUAUGGAAUGUGCAGAGACCGAGUACGGCCCUGGGCAAAUUGAGAUCUCGUACAGACCAGCGUUUGGGAUUCGAGCAGCGGACAACGCUCAUACUUACAAGACAGGAAUUAAGGAGAUGGCUCUCAAGAAUGGCUACAUGGCAACCUUCAUGUCCAAACCAUUCCCUAGCAGGAGCGGAUCAGCUUGUCAUUUCUGUCAUUCCCUGUGGGACAUCCCAGGUGAGACACCUCUACUCUACGAUGCCGACCGUCCUACAGGGCUUACACCCGUUGGUGAACAUUGGAUUGCUGGUCUCCUCGAGCACACUCCUGCAAUCUCUUUGCUUAUGGCACCAACUAUCAACUGCCUGAAGCGAUAUCUUCCAAACUCCUUUGCACCAUCCAAUGCAACGUGGGGCAUAGACAAUCGCACGUGCGCUAUACGAGUAAAACUGAAUGGUAAAGAAGGUACCUAUAUCGAGAAUCGAUUAGGGGCCAGUGGUUGCAAUCCUUAUAUCGCCUUAGCUGCUACCGUUGCUGCAGGAAUGGAUGGUAUCAACAGGAAGCUUCCAUUGCUACCCUGUGUGAAAGAAACCGGAAAUGCCUACAACCUUGAGGACAUCCCACCUGAUACUGCGAACGUUCCAACCGAUAUGGAAGAAGCCAUGAGAACUCUCCAAGCAGACGAUGUCAUUACUUCGGCUCUUGGGAAAGAGUUCAUAGAAUGCUUCCUUGCUGCAAAGAGACAUGAAAUUCUUCUACAAGAAAAGAAUGAAGAAAAUUGGGAACAAGAUCUCUUUUUUGAAUAUAUGUAGAGCUGAGAUUAGAUCACAAAAACUGUACGCACAAUAAUUAAUGUUAUACGUGGUAUCUCAGACUUGUACACUGCAUCAUUGCUUGAUUGAGAUCUGAUAUUGACGAUUAGGUCUAUGAGUGUGGACUCUCUGAGAUAUUUAUCUUUCAAUAAAUGUACCAAUAUGAUGACAUUUAUAAGACAGGUACAUUUACCUCGCUACAAUACUAAGGAUUUAUUUUGUGGAAAUACUUAUUACUAAGCUAUGCAUCGUAAUGUUUAUCAUAGGGUCUUUUUCUUGUGAAUAAUUAGCAUCGAUAUUCCUUCCCACAUCUUGCCCCCCCCCCUUCUCUCUCUCACCAUCUCACCUCCCCUCUCUUUCUUUCCAUGCCUGUCUUUGCCAGCUCUUUCUUUUUCUUACGACUCAGUCUCUUCUCUGUCUGUUUAUCCAUCAGCCAUUUUACAAUCUUCCCAUUUCAUUUCCAUCUGUCCAUUCUCUAUUAUGUAACUUUUAUGUAAGAAAGGACCGUAGUAUGAAUUUUGUCUAGGUCAAGUAAUAUUAUAAUGAACUGAUGAUCGAAGGCCCAAUUAUACGUUGUUGUUUAUUAUCUUGAAAUGAUACAGUAAGCUAUGGCCCUAUGAAGCAGGGGUGCUGAAUCACCCUAAGAUUUUCCUCAUAGGCAGAACGCCCUAGAAUUCUGGUUGGUGUGUCAAAUUGGAGAAAUGUAUGAACAAUGACCAACAAUUUGUGUCGACCCCCCCCCCCCUUUAUUUUUUGCUUAUAAAGGAAACCAAAACCCAAGAAGAGAAACAAUCUUAUUGGGAAAAUGAGAGGAACAAUUAAAAAAAAGUUUCCUCAAAAUCGGAUAUGAAUUUUUGAUAGGAUGUAUUGUGAACGCAAAAAUAAAAAUAAAACAAACAACAAAUAAGCAAGUUAUGGUCGUUUGAAAAGUCUCGUCGUAAUUUCUUUAGGGAUCCUCAAAUUGGCAAACGUGCUUCAAAAUUCUUGAUUUUGUGGACAACUCUCCAUUUGUUUUGUACACAAAUUUUCAGAUUUCCUCAUUAUCUUUCAAGUUGCAUCUUGCCUCCUGAGCACAAUAUAUGUCAUUAGAAAACAUAAUUUACAUCACAUAUGUCAAGGUCAGGAGAAGAUCAUGUGAAAUAUGUAAAAUAAAGGGGAAAAUCUGA